Messenger RNA from Punica granatum (pomegranate), 2530 nucleotides. The record is from RefSeq and is a predicted model, not a curated record. Lineage: Eukaryota; Viridiplantae; Streptophyta; Magnoliopsida; Myrtales; Lythraceae.
UCAACGUGUACAGCGGAGGACUCUAAGGGCCACGCACCUCCUGGUAUCUCCAAACAUGGGGGAGAGUGAAGGACUUUGCUUAUUGAUAUCUCUCCGACUGCAGGAGGGAUCGAACCAUUACUUGUUGAUGGGCAAUGUGUUCGUCUGCAUCCGUGUACGUGGAGAGCAGAGCUGUGAGAGAGAUGAGAGCUUUAGCCGCAGAGCUCUGCCACCAGUUCUACGCUCUUGGCUGGAUGUUCGGCACUGGUGGCAGUGUAGCCAUUAAGGCCCAUGAGGACUCUGUUCCGAGAUGCCAUCAGCUAAUUGUCAUGUCCCCUUCUGGCAUACUCUCUCUCGCUCUAAUUUCGGCGCUGCAGUUUGUUUCUGACGUUAAGGCCAGGAGGAGUAAUUGUCUGGUUGAUUGAUUCAUCCAUCGAUGAAGGAGUUCAAAAGGAGAGGAUGGUUCCAGAGGACAUGUACGUCUUGUCUUCUGACGGCACCGUGCUGUCGUCGCCUCCUCCCUCUGGCCGUACUUUGAUAAGCCCCUCAAGUGUACGGACUGUGCUCCACUGUUUAUGAAGGUAUUUCACCUUGAGGGUCUGACGUCAUUGGAGUGCAAUUAUUUUUUGACUGUUUGGAUAUAUAUUGGAAGGCAUAUGUAUUUGUUUGUGCAUCUGUGUCGAAUCUGUUGAUGUAUGCAUUACCAUUUCCCUCAAUGAAAAUGUAUGGAUAUCUAUGCUUCUUUGCGAGAAAUUGUGCUGUGAGUGAUGGCUUGUUUGUGCGCCUUGUGGUCUGAUCGCACACUACGUAAUGAUUUGUAUGUUUGAGACUGUGGUUGAUUAUAGCGCAGUUACAACAUGAUAUGCUUUCCUAUUCUUCUGCUCUAAAUGAUUUAUAUAUGUUUGAGACUCUGGCUGAUUCCCUCACGUGAGAAAGAAUAGUCAUAAUCUUUCCCGAAAGAUCGACUUUAGAACCUGUUGCAUAAAUGUCUUGUUUGACAGUAUUCAAUUCGAUUAUUCAUCUUCUCUCUUUUAUCAGGCAUUUGAGAUGCACGAUGCAGGGGCAGUUAUUCAUAGUCAUGGAAUAGAAUCUUGUCUUAUAACAAUGAUCAACCCCUCACUGAAGGAGUUCCGGGUAAUAAGCAUGAACAUAUAAUAACACCAGUAUAGAGCCUUCAGAAUUUCAUAUUUAUUUUGGCCUCUCAAAACCAUGGGAGAUAAAACACAUAGAGAUGGUCAAGGGAAUUGAAGGACAUGGCUAUCAUGAUGAACUUGUGAUCCCAAUAAUCGAAAACACUGCUCACGAGAGGGAACUCGGGGAAGGUUUUUGCCAAGCAGUAAGCCAUUGUUCUAUUUUCAAGUGCCGGGGCAUUAGUUUUGAGAAACUUGAUAUUACCAUAACUGUCUGCUCUAAACUUGUCAGAUGACAACAUGAUUAAAUAUUUAUUCAUUUUCACCUCAACAAAAAUAAAAUAAAAUCCAUUGACAAUGUUUUUUCCCCUAGCUUGUAUGCACUGCUGAUAUCGGAAGAUUCCCAGUUCGGAUUGUCUUACAGGUCAUGGCUCACCAGAAAACGACUGCAGUACUUGUUCGCAAUCACGGGGUGUAUAUAUGGGGGAAAUCUUGGGUCAGUGCUAAGACUCAGGCAGAAAGCUAUCAUUACCUCUUCGAUGCUACCUUCAAGCUUCAUCAAUUGGGUUUAGGCUGGUCUACUCCCAAACACUCUCGGUUUACGGAGGCUCUUUUCGUGGAUCAUGAUAUGCUCGAAUAUUCUCGCCAUUUCCUACUGCUUCACCUCGAAGGGAUAACAUUUGAUGAUUUACCUGAAGCUCUCAGGAAGUGGCAUGCCUCAGGGAGCAAGGUGUACACAUAUUCUAGUUGUCGCAGGGAAGCACAUCGUGCCAUUAUGGGGAAAUAUAAUAGCUAUGGGGAUCUGACGAAAUACUUCUGCGGAUAUUAUGUUGCUGCUAGUAGUUACUCGGAGAUUCUACUUACUGUGGGAGUCGAUAAGCCAUCAGAUAUGCUAUUCGUGACGAAUUCCUUACUAGAAGCUGCUGACGCUCGGGCUGCAGGCAUGGAAGUAAUAAUGAUUGGUCAACAAGAAAGCCGUGACCAGCUCCGCAAGGCUCAUGCAUUUAGGACUGUUGGGUCGUUGCUAGAGAUCUGAUCAGUGGUUCUUCAUGCCCGAGGGAUCUGAAGAAGCAUUCUUCUAGGUCAUCAAUGAGCUCUUACUAUUUUCGUGUUCUGCGUGGCAGUUGUUUGCUCAUCUUCGAUUGUUUUAGGGAGGAGCUAGUGUUAUCUCAUGCCAAACAUGAAUUCCGAACGUGUACAGGAAAAUUACAGAAGAAGAUGUUGGAGACGGUGAUAUCUGAUCUUUUGUUCUUUCUCUAACCUUCGCUGCCAAGAGAAAUCUAAUAUAUGCACAAGGAACAAUUCUCCAUCGGAAAGUGGAAUACGUUGUUCGGCUUAUUCUUUGGAUUAGUUCUGUCGAUAGGGCCUUUCGUUCUUCCGGUCUGGAAUCCUACCAAUUAGGUGUAAUAAUAUAACGCAUA